This is a messenger RNA of Alternaria arborescens, 1695 nucleotides long. RefSeq lists its product as hypothetical. The transcript has 3 exons. Gene Ontology annotation, biological process: lipid metabolic process. Gene Ontology annotation, molecular function: phosphoric diester hydrolase activity. Lineage: Eukaryota; Fungi; Ascomycota; Dothideomycetes; Pleosporales; Pleosporaceae. The coding region runs from base 1 to 1695 and encodes 564 amino acids. The record is from RefSeq and is a predicted model, not a curated record.
AUGCAGAACCUGGGAAUUUUGGGCAUUAUGCGCCUGCUUUCUGGGCUCUGGGGAGAAUUGGCUUUAAUUCUGCUGCUUCCCCAGCAUGGCGUUGUGCGAGGAUCUGGAUUCCAGGACGAUCGUACUGGUUACGCUGCGCCUGGAGAGCACAUACACCAGCAAAGACUACAGUCAGUCUCUUACAACGAGUCGACGAGUGAAAAAGACUUGGAAGAGUCAUCAAUUAUGGGUUGGGGCGGAGAUUUGACUCUAGUGAACGGUUCGCCGUUCAGGUGGAUUUUAAACAGCCAACACUCAUAUCAAAUGGACACAUGGAUAUGGCCAACAAUCAACGCUGGUAUGAACAAUUCUGAACUAGAAACGACACCGCCACUGACUAAAAAAGGCCAAGCAUCCAGAGUCUAUGUGGAAUUCGGGACCAGAGGAAGCACCCGUGACGAUGCGGGUGAGGCCUACUACAGUAUCGAUGAAACAUCGGACAAGUUCACAGUAUUGAGUCGAAAGCCUUCAGACUACAAGCUCACCAUAUCUUUGGACGGUAUGUCGACGAAGCAGAGUUCGCAAGGAGCAAAGAUCGACCUGGGCUUUCGGCACAACGCUGCAGUCAACUGGAUCAUGUCUGUGGACGAAGCAGGUAAUUGGUGGUCGAACAGCGGUACGUAUUCGGAUUGGAUGCAGCAAAGUCUGGGCUCGUUGGCGAAUAGAACCUUGAAGCACAUCUGCAUGCCGGGCUCUCACGAUGCAGGCAUGGGUACCUUCAAACCUGGUACCAUCGGUGCGCACUUUGCGAACACCCAGACACAAUACCUAAAUUUCUAUCAACAACUAAUGGCCGGAUCACGGUAUUUUGACCUUCGUCCAGUGCUCUCUCGAGGGGAAUGGGUAGCCGGUCACUAUGGCCAAGUUGGCGACAUCUGGCUUGGUGGUAAUGGGCAGACGCUUGAAGAGAUCAUACGUCAGAUCAACGACUUUACAGCAGAUUACCAAGAGCUCGUCAUCAUAAAUUUAAGCCACACGCUCGACACAGACAACAAGUACAAAGACCUUACCCAAACGCAAUGGAACGAUCUCUUCACUACACUGAAGAGCAUCAACGACCGCUAUAUUCUCGAAAACCCAGGCACCACUGAUCUCUCUGAUAAACGCCUAGGAGAAUUCAUCACCGACCGUGCUUCAGUCCUCGUGGUCGCCCAGAUACCUGAAGAUAUAACACUAGGCGACUUUGCAAGCCAGGGUUUUUACUCCGGUCGUAAUUUUCCGUUCUACGACGAAUACAGCAAUAGCAACAACCUUGCCAACAUGAAGAGCGAUCAGUUAGCCAAACUAAAGCAGAAUCGAAACAUCGUGAGGGAAGAAAAUGAGAAGAAGGAUGCUUUCCACAUCUUCUCCUGGACGCUGACGCAACAACCUGAAGACGUACUGAAUUUUGACAAAGCCAUCAUGAAUAUGGCCGCGUCAGCCUUCGACGAUCUAAUAAGCGAAGCCUGGAACGCUUUUACGCCGCAAAGCUUCCCAAACGUAUUGUUCGUAGAUAGUCUUGGAGUCAGGGAUAAGAGUGUGGUUUUCCCGUUUGACAGACCAAAGCAGGGCUUACAUCCCAACUCUGAUAUUGCUGCAUUUGCUGUUGCAGUAAACAACGGGAUCGCGGGGAAGAACGGAAUUGUCACUGGGAGACAAAUGAAAAGGGGGACUUAA